AUGCCGGAGAUCGACGCGUUGUUUGAAUCAAUCAACGUCCACGACCUUCUCGCCGGCCACGAUCUCAACGAUCCGACGACUCCACUAUCGGCGCCGGAUCUCCGUCUCCUCGUAAACCGCUUAGAGUCUCACUCCCUCCGUAUCAAGUCCAAAGUCCAGUCCUACCUCGUCUCCCACCACUCCGAAUUCUCCAACCUCUUCUCCACCUGUCAGGACGCCGUCUCCAGGACUCGUCUGAUCUCCGACGACGUCGUGAAUUUGAUUUCCGUCCGUUCGGUUGAUGUGGAGAUUCGUGAAGUGGUGGAUGAGAUAAGGGAGAAGAGCGAGGAGGUGAGGUUGAAGAGAGAGUUGGUUGAGUUAGUGAGUGUGGUCGUGGGGAUCUGCGAGGUAGUGAAGGAAGCGAAGGAGGGUUUGAAAAGAGGGAGGUUUCGAUUUGCUGCUGAGAGGAUUAGAGAGAUGAAAGGAGUGUUGAGGGUUGGUGAAGAGGUGGAGGAAGGAGAGCCUUUGGUUUAUGUUUUGCUUAGGAAAGAAUGGUCUUGUUGCUUUGACGAGAUUCAAGAGGUGCUUGCAAAAUUUAUGGAAAGUGCAGUGUGUUUUGAGCUGGAGUCGUGUAAGCUUAGGAUUAGUUAUCAGCUAAGCGUUGGUGAGAUUACUGGAAUUUCGCUUAGUACCGUUCUCGAGGCAAUGGAGGUGAUUGGAAUGUUAGACUAUGGGCUUGCAAAAGCAGCGGACUUAAUCUUCAAGCAUGUCAUUACCCCAGCUGUAAUUCAUGCAUCUACCUUUAACGUUGUAGAAGAUUCAUGUAAAACCUCAGGGGAUGUAACCGAAGCGGUACUAAAGCUAGAACAGUCAUCAGAUCAUAAGACUGAAGAUGUGGAUGGAGAUGCAAUAUAUUCAGGAAUUCUUAAGAUUGUUAAAUUCAUUUGCAGUUCCUUGUGCUUUGGAAACGUUACAUGGAUCCAUUCUUUCGGAAGAUUGACUUGGCCGAGGAUAUCAGAACUAGUUAUAUCUAAAUUUCUUUCAAAGGUUGUCCCAGAAGAUGCUUCAAAACUUGCUGACUUUCAGAAAGUUAUUGAGCGUACCUCUCAAUUUGAAACAGCUCUGAAGGAACUGAGUUUCAUUUCACCAUCUGACGAGGAGGGGAGGCUCAGCAAAUAUGCUGAAAAUGUUGAGGUUCAUUUUGCAUCCAGAAAGAAGAUAGAAAUUCUAGCAAAAGCACGAAGUUUGCUGUUACAGUGUAACUUUACGAUUCCCAAGGGACUUGCUAUGAGGAAUGCCAGUUUCAAGUCUGAUGGUGUGGAAUCUAUAGAUGAAAAUUUGUCAAAGCACAUCGUUCGCUUACUUUUUACAUCUGAAAUGAUGUUUGUGUGUCCUCUGCAAGAGUUGCUUCAGAGUUUUACCAUGCUGCUUGAGAUUCCAUACUUCUAUAUGAAGCUGUUGUUCCCGUCAAGAUAUCUUAUUUCUUCUUUGAUCACUCGAAAUGUGAAGCUAGAGAAACAACUUAAUGGCAUCAAUCAGGCCGCUGUUCUUCUGCACAACGAUUGUCUAUAUUUGUUUGAAGAGAUACUUGGAAUUGCUUUUGAGUAUCGUGCUAGCUUCCCUAGCUCCAUCAAGGAAUAUGCAGUAUUUGCUGACGUGGCCCCAAGAUUUAAACUGAUGGCAGAAGAAGUUUUACAAAGACAAGUUCAGCUAGUAGUUUCUAGUUUACAAGAGGUUAUAGACAGUGCAGAUGGAUUUCAAGAUACUCAUCAAAUAAAGCAAUUCGAAUCUGCAAAAUUUAGCAUUGAGCAGGUUGUAUUUAGUCUAGAGAAAGUGCAUAUGAUAUGGGAGCCGGUCUUACGGCCCAAAAUUUACAGACAUAGCAUGUGCCUGGUUUUAGAGUCCGUCUUUCGCAGAAUAACCAGAGACAUUCUUCUUCUUGACGACAUGGCUGCUGAUGAAACUUUCCAGUUACAAAGACUGAUUCAUCUCAUGAUGGAGAAUAUUUCGUCUUUGCUCGGCUCCUUGAUGAUCUGAUACCAUCUUUGCGUAAAACCAGAAAACUAGCAGGCGUGUCUUUACUAACUUUGUUUAUUCUCCCCCCUUAAAUUAACACUAAGCUUGGGAUAUGCUCAGUGAGUUUUUCGUUUUUGUUUCUCAUUUACAGAACUAUUGGAUAUGCCUCUUAAGUCUAUAACUUCAUCUUGGGAAAGUGGCGAGUUGUUUAGUUGCAAUUUUACAAGAACAGAGGUACAAGAUUUCAUCAAAGCUAUAUUUGCAGAUUCGCCACUGAGAAAAGAAUGUUUAUGGAGGAUAGAAAAUGUAGGCAACUAUUAGGAGGAAAAGAUAAAACCUAAAUCCCCCUAGACCUGAGAAGAAGGAGAGGAAAGUGGGCCUUAUUAGCAGAAGAGUCGUGAAACUUCUAUCAUCCACACACACUCUGUGUGUACGAAUGUACUAUGUAAGAGAGUUUAGGCUUUAGGGUUAAAUGCGUCUCCAAGGUUUUGUUGUACAUGAUUUACAUUUAGUCAUAAGAUCUAAGGGGAAAGUUUUUCAACUUCCAAGCUAGUUUUAUGCGCAAGAAAUGAAAAGCUUUCACUGUUAGAAGAAACAAAAUCUUACAAUUUAGAAAGAAUUAAG
Molecule: messenger RNA, 2619 nt
Organism: Eruca vesicaria subsp. sativa (arugula)
Lineage: Eukaryota; Viridiplantae; Streptophyta; Magnoliopsida; Brassicales; Brassicaceae
Source: the annotation of a GenBank genome assembly